Molecule: messenger RNA, 795 nt
Organism: Ustilago hordei
Lineage: Eukaryota; Fungi; Basidiomycota; Ustilaginomycetes; Ustilaginales; Ustilaginaceae
Exons: 1
Coding region: 1-795 (264 amino acids)
Molecular function (GO): acyltransferase activity, transferring groups other than amino-acyl groups
Source: RefSeq, a predicted model, not a curated record
AUGGCGUACGGACAUGUACCUCGACCAGCCGGUUCAGAUGCGAGCACACUUCGGCCGCGUCUCUAUGCACUUCCCGAAAGGGCACAAAGUCAGGAACGUCGAGCAGUCGUCAUAGUACCAUUUCAUGUUGACGGUGUAGAGCAGUCGGCUUAUGCCGCUGCAGCUUGCUCGGGGGAGAAGAAAGCAUUGCGGCCGCCCAGAGCGUUGACCGAAUAUUUGGCCAGUGUUUUCAACGACGAGCUCGAGCGAGGUAUCACCUACCCGCAGCGAGGUCCGAUGCAGCUGUCCGAAUUCGAGGGCUACUUCCUCGGAUAUGAUCUUCUCGUUGGAUUCUUCCUUUCCUCCAGCCAGCUUUGGGCGCUUUCAUCCAUUGCGGUCCCUGAAGAAGGCUUAGGAGUCUCUGAUGUCUCUUCUCUUCCAGACCUGUCAUCGCUCGAGUAUACGAGUCAGGUAGGCGGCUACUACUACAUCAAGCCAAACUAUCCCGGCCGCUCCUCACACCUAUGCAAUGCUGGCUUCGUUGUGCCCCCCACAGGUCGGGGUUUGGGUCUGGGCGGAGUUCUUGGUCGCUCUUUCUUGCAUUUCGGGCCAGCAGCAGGUUACAAAGGGUCGGUGUUCAAUUUGGUUUACGUCAACAACAUGGCUAGCGUGAAGAUUUGGCAAAGACUCGGAUUCACCAUCGUCGGAAGAUUACCGAUGGCUGGAGCACUCAAGACGGGGGAUGGGAAGGAAGAGUUGACGGAUGCUUACAUCAUCUUUAAGGACUUCACAGGGACCGUGCAAGACGGAGCAUGA